CCCACCCCUAGACACACUCGCAUUUCUCAUUUCUUACUUCUAGUCUAAAUUAGAUAGCAAGGCGUAGGGUCGGAGCUCACAGAUCACGUAGAAUUAGUUUCCAGCAUUAGCGCUUAGUUCAACAGUAAAAUCCGAGAUUCAACAUGGAGUCCCCGCCAGAUCCAGCGAGCGAUCCGGGCAACAGCGCCUCGGAGCCGGCUACCCCGGUCAGGGAAACCCCGGUAAACCUGGAGACGCUCCGGAAAGCGGACCAUCCAGCCCCGGUUCGAAGACAGACCUGCUCCAGCACCAACAGAGGUAUCUCAGUAACAAAGAAGACACACACCUCUCAAAUCGAAAUAAUUCCCUGCAAGAUCUGUGGAGACAAAUCAUCAGGCAUCCAUUACGGUGUGAUAACAUGUGAAGGCUGUAAGGGCUUCUUCAGGAGGAGUCAGCAGAGCAAUGCAGCCUACUCCUGCCCCCGUCAGAAGAACUGCCUGAUCGACCGCACCAGCCGCAACCGCUGCCAGCACUGCCGGCUGCAGAAGUGCCUGGUGGUGGGCAUGUCACGGGAUGCGGUGAAGUUUGGCCGCAUGUCGAAGAAGCAGCGGGACAGCCUGUACGCUGAGGUCCAGAAGCACCGGCUGCAGCAGCAACAGCGUGAACACCAACAACAGCCUGGCGAGGCGGAGCCACUCACACCUAGCUACGGCCUCUCAGCCAAUGGCCUCACGGAGCUCCAUGACGACCUCAGCGGCUACAUGGACGGUCACACCCCCGAUGGCAGCAAACCAGACUCUGCGGUCAGCAGCUUCUACCUGGACAUCCAGCCGUCCCCUGACCAGUCAGGCCUGGACAUCAACGGCAUCAAGCCGGAGCCCAUCUGCGACUUCGCCCCCGGCUCUGGCUUCUUCCCUUACUGCUCCUUCACCAACGGAGAAACAUCCCCCACCGUGUCCAUGGCUGAACUAGAGCACCUGGCCCAGAACAUCUCCAAGUCACACAUGGAGACAUGUCAGUACCUGAGGGAGGAGCUGCAGCAGAUGACCUGGCAGGCCUUCCUGCAGGAGGAGGUGGAGAGCUACCAGAGCAAGCCCCGGGAAGUCAUGUGGCAGCUGUGUGCUAUCAAAAUAACAGAGGCCAUUCAGUAUGUGGUGGAGUUCGCCAAGCGCAUCGACGGCUUCAUGGAGCUGUGUCAGAACGAUCAGAUAGUGCUGCUGAAAGCAGGCUCUUUGGAAGUCGUGUUUGUCAGAAUGUGCCGUGCCUUUGACUCGCAAAACAACACCGUCUAUUUUGAUGGAAAAUAUGCCGGACCUGAUGUGUUCAAGUCAUUAGGCUGUGACGACUUGAUCAGCUCCGUCUUCGAGUUUGGGAAAAACUUGUGUUCUAUGCACCUGUCUGAGGAUGAGAUCGCCCUGUUCUCCGCCUUUGUGUUGAUGUCUGCUGAUCGGUCCUGGCUCCAGGAGAAAGUAAAGGUGGAGAAACUCCAGCAGAAGAUCCAACUGGCCCUCCAGCAUGUCCUGCAGAAGAACCACAGAGAGGACGGAAUUCUUACAAAGUUGAUAUGCAAAGUGUCGACACUGCGAGCGCUGUGCAGUAGGCAUACAGAGAAGCUCACGGCUUUCAAAGCAAUAUACCCAGACAUUGUGCGUGCCCACUUCCCCCCCUUAUACAAGGAGUUGUUCGGAUCAGACUUUGAGCAGUCCAUGCCCGUUGACGGGUAGCAGCCCUGCCAGGUGCCAGUGUGCCCACCGUAGGGGAAUGUGGAGGAGGAAUCUGAGACACUUUAUUGGUGCCCUGCACAAACCAGAGUGGACAGACGGCACGCUGUUCAACGUCUUCUUGUACAUUGGAGGGGAGGGCUUUUAGGGAGUUGAUUCUCAAGGUUUACUUUAUUGAAUUUUGUUCUCUGUGGAAGACUACAGUUGGACCCGACACCCCGUGGGACAUGAAGAGGAGAUGGGCACAAAUAAGUUUUGUCUGGUUGAAUUUGACCUUUGUAUGCACAUUUCUAACAUGGAACUCAAGACCCCUUCAUUUCCACCAAUAUUUAUUGCAUUACAAUUGUGAAUCUGACUUGUAAUCAUAGAAGCAAUCUAGGAGCCACUAUUGACGCUAAAACAGCUGAAGACAUCUCAAACAGAGACGAAGGUUAACGAUUCAACAUCAGUUUUAUUUUUCAGAUCACACUCCCACAACUGCUUCAGAAUCUGUUCUUUCUCUUUUCAUCCUUGAACACAUCCCUGACAAAUGCGCACACUUGGGUCAAGUUCAGCCGUGUUUCUCUUGUGUUGAGUUGUGUCUUUUUUGAACGCAGUGCUUGGAAUGAAAUCUCACAGCAACUUUAGGGGGAGGCUCCGUCGGCAUGGUGAUGCAAUCGGCAACUCUCUAUGGACAAUCGUUUAAAAAAGAAAAAAAAAAGAGAAACAUAGAAUUCUGGUAAUUCUAAUGAAACCACAAUGAUUUUAGCUGUCAAAGACUCCAUCCACCAUUGUUGCAUAGUGAAAUCAUGUAAGGCCAUCUGCUAUUAAUCCUUCUCUGGACAGGUGCCCUGGAGAAGCGAGGGGCACCAACACAAUGAAAAGGGUCCAUUCCACCUGUUUUAUAAUGUACUACAGGGUAUAUGGUCAUAAGUACUUACUAUACAGAAAAAAGUAAUGUUUAUAGAAUCUAUUUUAAAUAACAUGUAUGAUAUUAGUAGUUAGACCAUUCUUAAUUGUUGAAUUGAUAAGGCACUUUUAUUUACACCUUUCUUUAAUUUAAGACGUGUAUAUUUACCUAGUGAUGUGUUGCAUGUGCACAAGAAAUACAAGUUGAACCAUGGUCACAGAGGCUAGUCCUGGGAGCAACAGCUGAUUCUGGUGUGGAAGUGUUAGGGCUGCGUGUCGGGGGGGGGCGGGGGGUGGGGCUGGCGUGGUGGCUCACGGGCCGACAAAGAGGCCUGUGGGAGGAGGCGGCGUGGAGACACUCAAAUCACCUGCUCACUCCGAGGUAUCGAGAGCAGUGGAGCUCUGUGACAUGCACACGUACGAUAACAGCCAACAACCCCGUUCUGUGUCACGAACACACUCUGACUGAACGGCAUUUGUUUGAACCCUUUUAAAAUUCAAAGAAAACAGAGCUCACUCUCAUAUUCUCACGCACUCCUCAUAUUUCAUUUUGUAGUUUAUGGUGAAAAAAUAUAAUUUACUUAUCGAAGAAAAUCUCAGUCCUGUGUAACAAAUCAAUCUUAAGUAUGUGGCUGGACCGGGAUGAUCACGCAUUGAUGGUAAUCCAAUUGUUCCAUCUAGUGGAGGGGAAAGAUACAGCAUGUUAGUUACCAGCCUAUUGAGAAACACAUCCUCUAACCUAAAAGCACAUUCAUGAGCCUCUCUCAAAAUAUUUUAGGUUUUUCUCUAUCUUUAUUUUUGAGUGUCUCUAUCCCCCUGCUUGCCGCAGCCUCGGUCCGGUAACACCACAACAGGACACAGAGGAAAACAGCGAAGGGAAAGUGAAUAUUCAAAGCCUUGUCUGGUAGUAAAGCUUCUAUUUUUGUAACAUGUUUUGGUUAACGAACCCACGAAGAAGAGCGAGGGAGAGAAAAAGAAGUCAGGUAGCACUUAACUAUAUUCCUGCAAUAAUUAGACUAGCUGUUGUUUGUACGAUUAGGGGAGAAACAUAAAAAUGUUAGGACAAGUGCUAUUUUCAGAAUGCUUUGUUGUUGUGCUUCUGUUUCGUUGAGUGUGUCUUUCUUGUCAGUGUGGUUAGUAACGUGGUAGGAAAAAAAAAAAAAAACCUGGAUGUGCCAAACAGUAGUCGUUGCUUCUGCUUUCCAGUCUACUUGUCUGUAACGUAGAAUGGAUUCCUAAGACAUUCCAGCAAACUCAGUAGCGGCGUCGAGAGAUAUCGUUGAAAAAAGAAAAACAGGAAAAGAAAAAGAAUUAAAAAAAGAAAACAUUUAAAUAUUAUAUCCCUUUAGAAACCCAACAAAGCAUGUUAACACAUCCGUCACCAACCGUAACAUAGGAUCCAGUUCUUUGUCUUUUGUGUUCUUGUUUGCACACUAUCAUUCCUCUGCCGUGCAAUUUGUGCAAGGUGUUAAUGCCUUGUGCUGUCACCCCUCAGGGAAGAGUUUUCUUUUUUUGUGCUUUGUGUUCGAGAGGACAUUUGUUUGUACUCAUUAGGUUUUGUUUAUGUUUUUGUUCAGGAAUGUUCCACGAGAGGAAACGUUUGAAUAUUCAUCACUGACUUGUUCAGGAUUUUACAUUAUUGAUCCUCUAACGGGGGCCUCCAGCCACUCACAAAAAAAUCAACAACACAGCGCCAAGUAAAAAAAAAUCCCAUCUCAUUUGUAAAAUAUAAAAGUACAAAGCCCAUCAUUUUUCACAAACCGUGGUUUUAUGAGUACACACAGCAUAUUUGUGACACACAAAAAAAAAAUCUGAUUUGGUUUCAAACGGUGUCAUCAGGGUCUUUAAAAAAAAAAAUGUUAACCCUCUUUGUUAGAAAAACCAAAUAUUCUUAUGCAAUACUAAAUCUCUUGUGUUUUGGAUUGUAGUAGAUAUGCUGUACCUAAGUAAUAAUCUCUGUUCUCAUCCAAUGCUAUUUGGAUAUGCACAAGCCCUCUAUAUGACUAGCAAACCUCAGUCUCCCAGAGAAAAAAAAAAAAAGAGAGAGAAACCCGGUCUGGAACCACUGCUAGACAAUCCAGGUUGAGCGGCCCGGCAGGAGCAGCAGAGAGGAGGAGGUGUGAAUGCUCAGGGAGGAUAACAGGUAGACUGACGAAGCAGCUCGCUUUCCUCUCGCCUGUUGCAGAGCAUCGUAAUUAGCUCUUUUGUGAAUUUGUGAGCACUCGACUGAUAGAGGGGAGGUCACGAACAAGCAGUACGACGCUCACUGUUCCGAAAACAUUAGGCUGAUUUCCUGUUAUUUAUUCGCAUAAAGAAAAUGUGCUUUUCUUGAAAGUUGUUCGAUUCCGUACGAGGUUCCUUUCUCAUGAGGUGAAACAUUUGUUUUAAUUCAGGUUUCAAAAGCUGAGCGACUUGUACUAUGUUCUACAAUAGAAAACACACAAUAUGCCUUGUGUUGCAAUUACGGGUCUCUACAGUGCAGUCAUCAUCCUUUUUUGAAUUGACCUUUAUUCACACGGCUGACGCAAACUAAAAAGUAAUAAAACCCCAUUACUCUGUUUUCAUCGUCUUAUGUACUGAUACGGCUGCGGUAGUGGCAGGAAAUGGUCGUCAAACCCAUGAACACUUGUGUCCAAGUAUAAACUGCACCUUCGCACAGGCCUGUAAAGUGAUGUCCUUCUGUAUAUUCUCACUUGAGAGAUCCCGCUCUAAGCAAGGGGUCAAUGCUAAGUGUGCUAUUCAAUCAGUGUAUAGUAUACAGUCAAAUGUGCUGGUCCUUCUGUCUCUGCUCUGUUGUCUUUGUACAAAGCAAUAGUAUGUUUGUGUGAGCGUGUGUGUGUGUGUGUGUGUGUGUGUGUGUAUGUAUGUGUGUGUGUGUGUGUAUUUGUGAAUAAAAUAAACCCCAGACAAGGCUUUAAUAAUUACAGAGGAACAGGGUUAUGUGGAUGAGGAGGUCUUGAUUUUAUUUUAUUUUUUAAAUAAAGGUUUUGGAAAAUG
This is a messenger RNA of Platichthys flesus (European flounder), 5585 nucleotides long. It is a transcript of the gene roraa, whose product is annotated as RAR-related orphan receptor A, paralog a. Gene Ontology annotation, cellular component: nucleus. The transcript has 11 exons. The record is from RefSeq and is a predicted model, not a curated record. Gene Ontology annotation, molecular function: RNA polymerase II cis-regulatory region sequence-specific DNA binding; zinc ion binding; nuclear receptor activity. The coding region runs from base 144 to 1703 and encodes 519 amino acids. Gene Ontology annotation, biological process: regulation of transcription by RNA polymerase II. Lineage: Eukaryota; Metazoa; Chordata; Actinopteri; Pleuronectiformes; Pleuronectidae.